AUGCAUUUCAUCGACGGGCCGCCCGGCUCCGGGGACGUGGACGAUAAAUACCAUCUCUACGGCUCGAAGGACGAGGAGGCCAUCCCGUCAUCCGUAGUCCUUCAGACUUAUGAUCCUGCGGCUCUGCCCCAAUUGGUCCUCCUCGAGUUUUGGUGGCUCUCUGGGCCUGGCCCGUACCUUAUGGAUAAAGGCAGGUCUUUUUCCACCAUUAAGGUCUACCUGGCAGCUAUUUCUGCUUGUCAUGUGGGCUUUGAGGGCUCAACGGUCGGGCAGCAUCGUCUAAUCCGCAGAUUUAUGAAGGGUGCCCAUCGUUCUUUGCCCGUUAUCAGGAGAACUGUUCCUGAAUGGGACCUCUCCAUGGUGCUGGAGGCUCUGUCUCAAUCCCCUUUUGAGCCCCUGGGAAGUAUUUCCCUGAAGCUGCUGUCCUUCAAGACAGCUUUGCUCUUGGCCUUGGCUUCAGCUAAACGUGUCAUGCUUCCCUGCGGCCCAUCCAUGGCCCAAAGUGCUGCUGUAUGCUUUUCCUCCCCUGUGCCUGAUAACUCCAACACUGGCCAGGACCUUAUGGAUAAAGGCAGGUCUUUUUCCACCAUUAAGGUCUACCUGGCAGCUAUUUCUGCUUGUCAUGUGGGCUUUGAGGGCUCAACGGUCGGGCAGCAUCCUAGUAUUUCCCUGUCCUUCAAGACAGCUUUGCUCUUGGCCUUGGCUUCAGCUAAACGUGUCAGUGAGCUUCGUGAGCUUCAGGAUGUGGACGCACCCCUCGGGGUCAAACGCACUGGCCCAUCCAUGGCCCAAAGUGCUGCUGUAUGCUUUUCCUCCCCUGUGCCUGAUAACUCCAACACUGGCCAGGGUGAGAGAGAAGGGCUUGUCUCUCAUCCUGAUAGCACCCAGGUGGCCCAAAGCACUGUGGCUGGCAGAGAUAAUUCCUCUGUUAUAUGCCCAGCCAUGGUGCCUCCCCCUCUGCACAGAUCUAUUAUCUCAAGCGAACGGGGAGAUUUAUCACCCACACCCGGACAGGGUGGCUCUCUGGGCCUGGCCCGUGAGAGGACAAACUUAAACGUGCUAGGACUUCCCCCGUGUGUGGUUGCUACUAUACAGAAUGCCAGGGCCGUGUCUACUCGGUCCUUAUAUGGCUGUAAGUGGCAGGUGUUUGAAGGGUGGUGUGAUGGGCGUCGUCUCACAUCAUAUCAGUGCUCAGUUCCUGAUAUUUUGUGUUUUUUACAAGACCUUAUGGAUAAAGGCAGGUCUUUUUCCACCAUUAAGGUCUACCUGGCGGCUAUUUCUGCUUGUCAUGUGGGCUUUGAGGGCUCAACGGUCGGGCAGCAUCCUCUAAUCCGCAGAUUUAUGAAGGGUGCCCGUUGUUCUUUGCCGGUUAUCAGGAGAACUGUUCCUAAAUGGGACCUCUCCAUGGUGCUGGAGGCUCUGUCUCAAUCCCCUUUUGAGCCCCUGGGAAGUAUUUCCCUGAAGCUGCUGUCCUUCAAGACAGCUUUGCUCUUGGCCUUGGCUUCAGCUAAACGUGUCAGUGAGCUUCAUGCACUCUCGGUUCAUUCCUCGUGCACUAAAUUCUCUCUUAGUGGAGAUAAGGUUUUUCUUAAGCCGAACCCGGCUUUUUUGCCUAAGUGCUUCCCUGCAUUUACAUCGGAGGUGUUGGAGCUGUCCGCUUUUCACCCUCCACCUUUUUCUUCCACUGAGGAUCAGAGGCUGAAUGCUCUGUGUCCAGUUAGUGCAUUACAGACGUAUAUGACUAGGACCAGUGCUUUCCGGAAGAGCGACCAGCUCUUUAUUUCAUGGGCGCCCCCGCACAGGGGGAGUCCCAUAUCUAAGCAACGCCUUUCACAUUGGCUUGUGGAAGCUAUUGCUUUGGCAUAUGAAUCGAUGGGUGUGCAGCCCCCAGGGAACAUCAGAGCUCAUUCCACGAGGGGCUUAGCCGCCUCUUGGGCCUUGUUCAGGGGAGUGUCACUGCAGGACAUCUGCUCUGCUGCCAGCUGGGCCUCUCCCCAUAUGUUUGUGCGUUACUACCGACUGGAUGUCACCAAAACUUCGGUAGCACAUUCUGUUUUAGGGGUGGGGUCUUCAUAGCUCCUUGUUACCUUCCUCUCUUCCUCCCAUUUACACAUUGUAGUAAAGGAACAAAGGGUGAGUGGGCCGUCGGGCUACGCACAUUCGUGUCACCAAGCAUGCAUUUAUUUUC
Sinocyclocheilus rhinocerous is the source of this 2188-nucleotide messenger RNA. RefSeq lists its product as uncharacterized. Lineage: Eukaryota; Metazoa; Chordata; Actinopteri; Cypriniformes; Cyprinidae. Gene Ontology annotation, molecular function: DNA binding. The transcript has 5 exons. Bases 1 to 2076 code for a protein of 691 amino acids. Gene Ontology annotation, biological process: DNA integration; DNA recombination. The record is from RefSeq and is a predicted model, not a curated record.